GAAUCGGAGUUUCCCGAGAACAGAUGAACAGAAUUAAGUGAAGCUCCAGUUAUUAUUCAGCCUUUAGUCUCGCGGCGGGCGUCAUCUGUGCGAACCUCCUCCUCCUCAUCAUCUUCAUCACAGGAAUGGCUCAUUCUAAACCGCUGCUCAUCCCGUGGCUGCGAGCGCAGAUCGACAGUGGUGAGUAUCCCGGUGUCCAGUGGACGAACCCGGAGCACAGCGAGUUCUGCGUCCCGUGGAAGCAUGCGUUACGACAGGACUCGUCCAGCACGGACAUUCUCAUCUUUAAGGCCUGGGCCGAGGUGAGCGGUAACGGCCGUGCUCAGGGAGAACCCUCCGUCUGGAAGAGGAACUUCCGCAGCGCCCUGCGAGCCAAAGGCUUUAAAAUGAUGGAGGACAACAAGAACGAAACUGCAAACCCACAUAAGGUGUUUCGCUGGCCGGAGAACUCCGCUUCAGGAGCUAAAUCUGCAGCAGGAUCUCAGGAGAGAGAGGAGCCAGCCUUGACUGAGGAUUGUGGUUUUCCUAUACAAGAAAGCCAGCUUCUCGCAUGCUUCGACGAAGAUCUCUACCAUGCUGACGGUCCUUUAUUUGUAGAAUCCAGUGACAGGCCGGAUAUUCUCCAGCAGUGCCUGCAGGGACUGAACAUUGGCCAUGAAACAGAAGACACCACGGGCUUUGAGCCUGUUCCUGAGCAACAGCAGCUGCAGAGUCACGCUGUGAUUGGUGGACACACGUUGCUGGGGCAACAGCAGUAUCCAGUCACAGUGGCGGGUGCAGUCGGUGGAAGUGGGUUGCCUGAGCAACCAGCUUGUCCAGUGGAAGGAGGUGUGGGAGGGGCCUGUGACGGGCAGCUGGCGGAGCAGUUCCUACAUACCAUGAGCCAGACCAAGGAUGGAGAUCAUUUCAAGACCCAGUUCAGGAUCACAGUUUACUACAGAGGACAGACGGUGAUGGAGCAGGUGGUCGAGAAUGAAGCUGGUUUCCGACUGGUCUACAGCCCUGGUGUCAAGGGGACGGCUCUGGACGACGAAUCAGGCCUGACCUUGGUCUUUCUGCCAAGUAUUGGAAUCAUGUUGGACCAGACUCAAACUAAACUGACCCAACACAUCCUGGACAAGCUGGGCGAUGGGUUGGAAGUCGGCGUGUCGGGGCACGUGGUCUACGGCCAGCGAAGGGGUGAAGUCAAAGCCUUCUGGAGCUUCUCCAAGUUUGACCAAAGCAGACGACCUCAAGAGAUUCCCAAACUGCAGCCGCAGUCUCUCUACAUGUUCAAGGACUUUAUAGGAGGAAUGUUGGCUUUCAUUAACGGGGCCGAGUGCCCUCCCUGCUCCAUGUUCCUCUGCCUCGGGGAGAAGUGGCCUGAUCCAGACAAAAGGCCUUGGGAGAAGAAACUCAUCACAGUGGAGGUGGUGUUGACUUCGAUGGAGUUGCUGAAGACUCUCGCCGUGGGAAACGGCGCCACCUCCCUGCAGUCUGUGGAGCUGCAGAUGUCACUGGAGGAGAUGAUGGAGACGUGUUGACAUCCCGCCUUUCCUCCAUGCCAUGCAAUCAACUCAUUUCCCUCACCUGGUUUUCCCCGCCCAUCUCCACACCUGCGGUGCAUUUGCUCAUUAGUCCCUCUGUGUAUAUAUACUAGUCCAUUGUCGUUCGACCCCUGCCAGAUUGUCUUGUGUGUUAGUUUUUCUGCUAAGCAUUCCAGCAUUUUCUAGAUUGCCUUUUGUUCUGACCCUGUCCUGUUUGCCUGUUUUUGGACAGAUUUCCUGGUUUUGACUCUGACUGUUGGACAAGGUAAAGUGCCUCGUCCUCCACAAACUUGACUGCCUCGUUGCCGUGCUUUUGGGUUCUCCCUUGCCUGUUCCUCGGACCGUGACAGAUGCAUGUAUUGCAGUGUUUGCACGAGGGGCAGCCUCCUUGGAAUCCCAACACCAGCUAAAAUGAGUUCUUAUUUCUAAUUCAGUUAUUUUGAUGAGGAUAACUGCGCCACGGAACUCCUCCAAGUUAUUUAUCACUUGCACAUUACAGUAUUGAAUUCUGACAGCUGCAAACAAGUUGCUUUCAGCCACACUCGCACACUUGUCAAAAACGCUGAAAACAAUUUGUUCACACACAGUGAGAGAUGUUGGGUAACUGGAACACGUGAUAACUGUGAGAAGAUGAUGUGCGAGCGAAGACAGGCUUUCCUGACAGGAUGCUCACUCUUGUGCCCAGUGGGUAGAGGAAACAGGGUAGAGAGGCUGAAGUGGCCGGCUGGUAGCUGCAGACUUACAACAACAGGAUAUACACGUUACGUCAGCGAUAGCGGGAGAAAAGUCAGAGGAGCCCUGACAAAGUGCAAUCCUGGAAGCAAACGCGUAUUCCUUUAAGACACUUGAAAAUAUCGCACAUCAAUCCGUCCAGAGGGUCAAGAAGCUCACGACCCUCAGCGGCUUUCAAAAACAACCAUUGUUCCUGAUGUAGGCACUUCAGGACGACACACUUUAAUCACCCACAUCAUGACUGAACCACAACACUUGACACGAAACACAGCGCGACCUCCGCUCGGUUCUCAGGGUCAAUUCACUCUCAUGUCACGAUGUCAUGUCAAUGGAGGCGGUAAAAUAAUUUCUUUCUUUUUAGGCUAGUUUAGGCAGUAUGACUUUUUUUUUCUUUUUUUUUACACCAAGUCUAUAUAAACUGAUUAUUAUGAACUAAUAGAGCAUCAGUGAAUGCAUUAGUAAUUAAGUAAUUACAAGCCUUAGAAAGGUUUUUAUAUAGUAUUUAUUGACACAUAGUCGGAGCUUGUCAGCCUUCUCUGAUUUUGUAAACCACCAAAGGCCAUAGGCUACGUUUUUAACUCACUGCUACACAGGAGAGACUGGUCCACUGAUGUCAUGUUGACUCAGUUUGUGUCACUUAUGGCGUGUUUCC
Molecule: messenger RNA, 2910 nt
Organism: Solea senegalensis (Senegalese sole)
Lineage: Eukaryota; Metazoa; Chordata; Actinopteri; Pleuronectiformes; Soleidae
Gene: irf3
Product: interferon regulatory factor 3
Exons: 12
Coding region: 126-1523 (465 amino acids)
Biological process (GO): regulation of transcription by RNA polymerase II; immune system process
Cellular component (GO): nucleus
Molecular function (GO): DNA-binding transcription factor activity, RNA polymerase II-specific; protein binding; RNA polymerase II cis-regulatory region sequence-specific DNA binding
Source: RefSeq, a predicted model, not a curated record